Messenger RNA from Hydractinia symbiolongicarpus, 895 nucleotides. RefSeq lists its product as uncharacterized. The coding region runs from base 153 to 617 and encodes 154 amino acids. The record is from RefSeq and is a predicted model, not a curated record. The transcript is spliced from 2 exons. Lineage: Eukaryota; Metazoa; Cnidaria; Hydrozoa; Anthoathecata; Hydractiniidae.
UGCUCAUAUAACAUAAUACGGCUAGUAAAAUUUGUAAGAAAAGUGCUUGGUCAAUAAAACGGCUUUUUUAACGGCUUGAGCCGCCAUUUUAUUUUUGUGCCUUCUUGAAUGAAACUUGGAUUAACUAAAUACUGAAUAAUUUCAUCUUGUUCAUGUUCGCUGUUCUUCUUAUGACGCACGUGGUUAUAUGCAAACCAACAAGAAAAUCACAUCCAGUGAAAGUUGAUCACGCUUUGCUGUUGCGUCAGGCGUUAUCCGUGAAAAUAAAGAAAACAAUGAACAAAAAAGAAAAAGUUGUUUUUGAGUAUACUCCUGAAUCAACUAAAUCAAAUAACAAGACUGGUGAUGCGUACUGCAACGAUCCACAAGCACCAUGUAAAUGUAAAAAAAUCUACGCAAUAAAUGGACCAACUGAUUUUGUUGAAUAUACAUGCGACGAAAGUAUAAAUAAAGCGAACGAAAAUGUACCACGUGGUUUUCAAUGUGUCCAGCUCACUGGGAGAAAACUUGUUCCAUUUUUGAAGAAAAGAGAAAACGGAGUAAAACGGUUUGGGUUGAAAAGGUUAAUCGUUCAUACUGGUUGCGAGUUGAGAUGUGUUGGAAAAGCUUGCAAUUAGAUGAUAGAAGUUAACGUCAAAAACCUAGAACACAAAAAUGCGAUCGAUACCAGUUUAAUUAAUUAAUUAAUUUAUUUUACGGUUUGGAAUUGGAAACCAUGUGGUGUGAAUGUAACUUAUAUAUACUUUCGUGCUGGUUGCGAAAUUUUAAGUAUUUAUAUCUGGUUUGGGAAUUUCAAGAAAGAUGUUUUGCAGUAUUUACGCUUUUACUUAUCUAAAAAGAUAUAGUAUGUAUAUAACAAAUGAAAGAUAUAAACGUAUAGCGAAGAACAUGCGGA